AUGGGCGCCUUAGAUCAUCUGUCAAACAUGUUUGAUUGCUCGAGCGGCCAUUCUAAAAAGCUCAAGAAGCGCAAGCAGCUCCAGACUGUCGAAAUUAAGAUCAAGAUCGAUUGCGAAGGAUGUGAGAGGAAAGUGCGAAGAUCGGUCGAGGGAAUGAAAGGUGUGACCUCGAUCGAGGUCACCCCAAAGCAGAACAAGUUAACCGUGAUCGGUUAUGUGGAUCCCGAGAAGGUCGUGGCCCGCGUGGCCCACCGAACGGGUAAAAAAGCCGAGCUUUGGCCUUACGUCCCGUAUGAUGUGGUGGCCCACCCUUACGCGCCGGGCGUUUAUGACAAAAAAGCCCCUGCUGGUUAUGUCCGAAAUGCGGAGGACCCGCGCAUUUCACAGCUGGCUCGAGCGAGCUCGACUGAGGUUAGGUACACGACGGCCUUUAGUGACGAGAAUCCCACAGCAUGUGUCGUAAUGUGA
This is a messenger RNA of Striga hermonthica, 468 nucleotides long. The record is from the annotation of a GenBank genome assembly. Lineage: Eukaryota; Viridiplantae; Streptophyta; Magnoliopsida; Lamiales; Orobanchaceae.